Messenger RNA from Beta vulgaris subsp. vulgaris (sugar beet), 1791 nucleotides. RefSeq lists its product as uncharacterized. Gene Ontology annotation, molecular function: metal ion binding. Bases 127 to 1086 code for a protein of 319 amino acids. NCBI's taxonomy places the organism in Eukaryota, Viridiplantae, Streptophyta, Magnoliopsida, Caryophyllales, Amaranthaceae. The record is from RefSeq and is a predicted model, not a curated record. The transcript has 10 exons.
CCUCUCUACUCUUGAAUCUUGAUUAUCUGUAUCCCAUCUAUCCGCUCUAUUCUGUUUAGAUUAUAUCUUCUUUACUUUCCCAACUUUUGCUCCCAUUUUCUGUUACCUCAUUCUCAAAUUAAAAAAAUGUCUUGCUGUGGUGGAAACUGUGGUUGUGGAUCUUCCUGCCAGUGUGGCAACGGCUGCGGAGGGUGCAAGAUGUUCCCAAACUUUGGCGAGAACUCUUCCAAGCCCACUAUUCACAUCUACGGUGUUGCUCCCAAGAUCUCCUGCCGGUUUUCUUCCUCUCCAUUGCAUUGCCGUCGCCGGUUUCAGGUUAGUCCUGCACAACCGCCGCACCUUCAUCUCCAUUGCGUUGCCGUCGCCGGUUUCAGGUUAGCACCUUCACCUCUUGCACAACUGCCGACCAUCAUCCAACCACCUGCACAACCGCCGCACCACGCCGACCCACAGCAGAUGGCUUCUUCUAGCGGGCAAGGUAGAGCUUCAGGAAGCCAGCGUACUCCACAUCUGGCAAAUGAUACUGAGGGCGAGAAUCCUCCAUCGAAUUCUGAUAUUGUCACCACAGAGGAGCAAGGUGAAGGCGAGCAUUCUGCAAGCAAUCAGUUGGACCCUAAUACGCUAUGGUUUGACAAUAACAAAGUCACUCGAUCUAUUACGGAAUGUUUCAAAGAGCACUACGUUGAGCCAUGUAGAAAUUGGACUGAAACAAGUCAAUCAACAAAAGAUCAUUGGUUUAAUCUUUUCAAGCAUAAAUACUCUUGGCGCUCGGAGUUGGAUUCGCAAGUAAGACAAGGUUUUCAACGCAAAGCAGCUAAAAGACUCAAAGACAUGCAUCAUUGGGUGACAUUGAAGAGAAAAGGUGUAAGACCAAUAUGGAUGCCGGAGGAAAUACACCAACAACUUAUACAAAAAACAAAAGAGGAUGAGUUUAAGAAAAAAUCUGAACAAGCAAAAAAGAACAAGAGAGGAGGAUCGCUGGAAGGUGUUGUGGAACCUGGACAUUGUCAAGGUUCAAUUUCUACAGCCGAGUAUGCAAAAAGGAUGGCUGCAAAAAAAUGGAGGAGUAUUGCCAAAAGCUGCUGAUAUUUAUUUGGAGACGCAUUCAAAGGAACGACAACCCGGCCAAGGCAAGCAACUCAUUGGCUCCAAAUCAAAACAAAUCAUGGAUAAUUAUAAUAAGAAAUUGGAUGAUUAUAGAGAGAAGGGAGUCAACAAAGAUCCCAAUGAAGUGUACUUUGAGACAGUGGGUGGGAGGAAAAAAGGAUUGAUUCCUGGCUUAGGUACAAGCGGUGAUCUUCUUUACAAAAAAUCAUCAACCCGCACUAGUAGCUCUUCUAGUGUCUACACACCUUCUAUGCUUUCUCAACUUUCAACUACCAUGGAGCAAUAUCAGCAACAAUUAGCAGAUCAGAUAGCUGAAUUUCAGAGGCAAAAAAAAUGAGUGGGAGACAUAUCGUCUCCAAACGGAAAAGGAAAGGGAAGAGGCAAAAAAAUACAUGGAGGAGAUGAAGACUACAAUGGAAGAGUAUUCUCAAAUGAUGACUCAGUGUGGAGGUACUUUCCCUUUCACCCAACCACGUGACCCACGUGAUCUUUCUGGUGGUGGAUCGGAAUUUCCUUGUAGUACUUAGACUUAUAGUUUUUUAUUAGUAUAUUAUAUAUUUUGAGAAAAAUGAUGUUUAAUUUUGGUUGUUGGAAUUACUAUUACAUCUAUAUUUUGGAGAAUAUGAUGUUUAAUAUAUGUUGUAACAAACCUAUUUUUUUGAUAUAAAAUGGAGGUGUAGUUUA